Dentiscutata erythropus is the source of this 468-nucleotide messenger RNA. NCBI's taxonomy places the organism in Eukaryota, Fungi, Glomeromycota, Glomeromycetes, Diversisporales, Gigasporaceae. The record is from the annotation of a GenBank genome assembly.
GCCAGAUACAACUUUCCACUUGCUACAAUAAAAAAAUGGCUUGAGUCUCAGAAGAUGCAUCAAAUUUAUCGUUCUUCACCAAAGAAUACACCUUAUGCUAGUUAUUCUAGAAUCUCAAAACCUAAUUGUGUUCAUCAGUGCGAUUUAAUUGAGAUACUAUAUGAUGAAGACAAUAGAUAUAAAGAUUUUGUUUUUUUAAUAUCAAAGAGCAGUUCAGAAGUUGCCAAUGCAUUUAGAAAUAUUUAUGAAAAUCCUAAUAAUUACCUUAUAUAUCCUCGAUUGUUGCAAUGUGAUGAAGGGCGUGAAUUUAUGGGGAGUGUAACUUUAUUGAUAGUUGAUUGUUAUGCUGGACUUUUUACUUUAAGAGUUUUUAAGAAUCAAUAUGUGAUAGAAUUCCUUUUACCUACUGGUAAAUGCUGUAGAGAAUAUGAACGAUUUGCAAGAAGAAUUGUGGGUACUGGAAGAUAA